Anarrhichthys ocellatus (wolf-eel) is the source of this 8174-nucleotide messenger RNA. It is a transcript of the gene cdh22, whose product is annotated as cadherin 22. The transcript is spliced from 14 exons. NCBI's taxonomy places the organism in Eukaryota, Metazoa, Chordata, Actinopteri, Perciformes, Anarhichadidae. Gene Ontology annotation, biological process: adherens junction organization; multicellular organism development; cell migration. Gene Ontology annotation, cellular component: adherens junction; catenin complex; plasma membrane. The coding region runs from base 1175 to 3592 and encodes 805 amino acids. Gene Ontology annotation, molecular function: cadherin binding; calcium ion binding; beta-catenin binding. The record is from RefSeq and is a predicted model, not a curated record.
GAGAGCGGCUUGGACCCGUCCAUCUCCCUGCGCUACUCGGCACGGAGACUAGACGCGCAGCGCGGUGGUAGACGAGGGCGCACAGAGUGUCUAUCUCUCUGAUCUUAUUUUUUAUCACACAGAGGAUCGUACACCUUUCAUUCCAGGAGGAAGCGGCAAGUUGAGUGACCGUCACCGCAUCCCACUGCAACUUGUCAAGGCACAAGAAGUUGGAGCGGAGCCACAUAUCUGGAGAGAGACUUAAUGUGGGAUGGCAUGAAGACAACCUGAAGGACCUGAAAGCCAUCAUUCACACAGAGUGGCAGCAAGGUCAUCUGGCUAAAGGAUGGUUUAUCCUGCUCUUGCCUUUUAAACACUGAUGGAGUUGUCAUGAUCGUCAAAGAAAUACCGUUGGACCUUUGAAGAAUGAACUUUCCAAACCACUGGAUUGUUCUGGAGGGAAAAGCUGUCGAAGGUCAAAAGAAAUCAUCAAGAGUAAUUUUAGUUGGCCUUUUCUCAGUUCAAGGAUUCUUCUUCGGUAGACAAAAUUAUUCAUGACUUUUCAAGGAGCUGGACUUUAGAACACUUUUCAUCGCGAAAGAAGUUCAAAAUAGUAAUUUUGAAACAAGCACCAACCAUUGGAAAGGACGAGGCUACAAGUAAAAUCAGAUGCACUGAAGUAGUAAAAAGGACAAAUUCAAGAAUGGAUGUACACCAUCAAUCUUCAGGGGCGUUUUUCUCACUCCAGUUGUAUCCCUGUUUCCCACUAGUUUCCCUACUGAUCAGUGAGACAAUCCUAUAAAAUCUGUUAUUUUUGUUGCCUUCAAAAAUCAGCUUGAAAGGCAUUAUCCUUAAGGUCAUAAUUUGAAAAAGUGCUGUGAAAGUUGCUAUGAAAGGUGGGGCAGAUACUUGAAAGAAUCAAAAUGACUGUUCAUGCUACAAAACAAACAGGCACUCUGCAGGUGGUAGGAAUCCAAUAUGCUCCAUGACGUACCCUGUAUUCAGCAGAUAACCUCAGAUAUAUUUGUGAUCUCAUGGAUUAACUUUUAAGUUCUUACACAAAGGCCUUUUUCAUUUGGUGUAAAACUACGACCGAAAAACAAAACAACUCUUCCUGUUCACAUGCAUCUUUUAUAUUACAUGUAGACCCAGGCUGAAUUUAUUUUUUCCUUUUCCUGUUUUAUUUUUAAUCAAAAUGGCUCUUUCAUGGACAUCAGGGGCUUGGACACUGGCAGCAUUGGGUUUUCUUAGCUGCUGUAGUUUUGGCUGGUGUGAGGCCUCAAGGACUAGUGGUUCGACCUCAGAAGGAAGUAGACAGGAGCAAGCACCCUCAUCGUUGGAACGAGUGAAGAGAGGAUGGGUGUGGAACCAGUUCUUUGUGGUAGAGGAGUACACGGGCACAGAGCCACUCUACGUAGGAAAGAUCCAUACAGACUCUGACGAAGGAGAGGGGAACAUCAUGUACACUAUCUCUGGAGAAGGGGCGGGCACUAUCUUCAUCAUCGAUGAGCAAACGGGAGACAUCCAUGCCACAGAGAGGCUGGACCGAGAAGAGAAGGCUUUUUACACACUUAGGGCCCGGGCCCGGGACCGGCAUUCCGAUGACCCUCUGGAAUCAGAGUCUGAGUUUGUCAUCAAGGUCCAGGACAUCAACGACAGUGAGCCCAAGUUCUUGGAGGGUACCUACAUUGGCAGUGUGGCAGAGCUGUCCCCCAUAGGAACAUCCGUUAUGAAGGUUACUGCAUCAGAUGCUGAUGACCCUGCAUACGGCAGCAGUGCCAGAGUGGUGUACAAUGUACUGGAUGGAGAAAAGAUUUUCACUGUUGACAGACACACAGGAAUCAUCAUGACAGCAGUGGCAGAUUUGGAUCGUGAGACGCAGGAACGGUAUGAAUUGGUCGUCAAGGCAACAGACAUGGCAGGACAAAUGGGCGGCCUCUCCGGCUCCACCACGGUGACCAUAGUGAUCACAGAUGUUAAUGACAACCCGCCGCGCUUCCCACAGAAGAUGUACCAGUUUUCUGUGUCAGAGGGGGCCGCUGUGGGGACACCAGUUGGACGCGUCAUUGCAACAGAUGCAGACAUGGGAGAGAACACAGACAUGAGCUAUCUGAUCAAAGAGGAAGGGGAGCUCUUCAAGGUCACCACAGAUGUAGAGACACAGGAAGCUGUUAUCUCCAUCAAGAAGCCACUGGACUUCGAGAGCAAGCGCACACACAAUGUUGUUGUGGAGGCAGUAAAUAAGCAUGUUGACCCUCGCUUCGUAGACCUGGGUUCCUUCCGAGACCAGACCAUUGUUCGCGUCAGUGUGUCGGACAUAGACGAGCCACCCAUCUUUCAACCAGCAGAGGGCACUAUCAUGGAGGUGCAGGAGGAUGCAAAAGUAGGAGCGACGGUUGGCAUCAUCACUGCCAGGGAUCCAGAUGUGAAGAAUAAACCUGUCAGGUUCUCCAUCGAUCGGACCACGGACCAGGAGAUGAUCUUUCAUAUCGAUCCUGGAUCGGGUGCCAUCACACUGGAAAAGAUUUUGGACCGAGAGACCGCAGGAUGGCACAAUAUCACAGUGAGGGCUGUAGAAGCAGAUAACCACACCAUGGCGUCCCACUCAGCAGUGAGAAUUCGUAUUCUGGAUGUAAAUGACAAUCCUCCUGAACUGGCCACACCGUACGAAGCCUCCAUUUGUGAAGAUGCCAAACCAGGCCAGCUAAUUCACACCAUCAGUGUGGUGGAUAGAGACGAGCCACAAUCUGGUCAUCGCUUCUACUUCACCUUGGCCCCUGAAGCCUCCAGCAAUCGACACUUCACCCUCUGGGAUGUCAAAGACAACACAGCUGGCAUCCGGACCCAGCGGUCAGGCUUUAACCGCCACGAGCAGAACGUGUACUUCCUGCCUAUCCUGGUGGUUGACAGCGGGCCUCCCUCCCUCAGCUCCACAGGCACCCUGACCAUUCAUGUCUGUGGCUGCGACACAGAGGGAGCCAUCCAGUCCUGCAAUGCCACAGCCUAUGUAAUGAGUGCCGCUCUCAGCCCCGGGGCGCUCAUAGCACUGCUGGUCUGCAUGCUCAUCCUCAUAGUCCUCGUCUUGCUGAUCCUGACCCUGAAACGCCACAGGAAGGGCCAGAGGAUGACGGAGGAUGAGGAGGACAUGAGGGAUAACGUCAUCAAGUACAACGACGAGGGCGGAGGGGAGCAGGACACUCAGGCGUACGACAUGAGCGCCCUGAGGAACCUCUAUGAUUUCCCAGAGGCAAAGAGCUGUGACUCUGGCCCGGACAUCCGCUCACUGCCGCAGUGGAUACAGUCGAACCGAGUGGGUGGUGGUGCAGAGGGUGCCGCAGCAGCAGCGGUGGCAGCGGCAGACUUCUCCGUAUUCAAAGGCUACAUCCGAAAGAAGGUGGAGCAGGCCGACGCUGACCUGUCGGUGCCGCCUUAUGACUCCUUCCAGACGUACGCCUUUGAGGGCACCAGUUCACCAGCGCUUUCACUCAGCUCCAUCCACUCGCUGUCCACCACCUCCGAGCAGGAUUUCUCCUACCUCAGCGACUGGGGACCACGUUUCAGGCAACUGGCGGGCUACUACGCUCCAGGAAACCCUGAGGAGGAAGGGUCCUAGCACAGCUUCUCCUCUGGAGAGAGACGUUUGAACUACUUCGUCCUUCUCUGCCUCCAAUGCUCACCCUCUGGCACUCAGAGCCAGCACUGUGUACUCCUGAAAGACCGAGCACCACCUCUUUAUCUCCUUUAAAGAAAAAUUCUAAUGUCAAACUUUGAACUCAAGAAUUUCUUUUUUUUCCUUCUUCUUUUUUUUUUUACACAGUUUUCAGACUUCAGCAUGAAAGCUCUAGCUGAUACGACGAAAGAGUAAAGAAAAUAUAUCAAGUCACCAAAAUUGCCAUUUAAUCUGAAGGGAUGAUUCUCUCUCUCUCUCUCCCAAAUCACAUAUUACAACCUUUAUUUUCAGCUGUGAGACUGUUCUCAGAGUAACACCAUUAUGUAGGUCGGGUCAAACUAUGCCAAGGCUAACUGUCUGACAAACGUGUAUUUAUUUGAGGAGGAAAUAUUUAUGUAUUUAUUUGUUUUUUUUAUGUAUUUAUUUAUUUAUUUAUCUACGCCAUGAUCACUAUGGCAACUGCAACAGUGAACUUUGCUGAAGUGCUAAAGAAAAAGUGAGAGGAGGAGGAGGACAUUAUUAAAAGAAUGAGAGACAACACGGACAAAAGAACAACAGACUGCAGUGGCAGAUGACUUCAGAAAACAGUCAAAGGGGUGACAUCUGGGUCAUACAAAAAUUGCAUUCUGGAAAUAUUUGUAUUUAUUUUCUAUAACCACUUUUGUAAAAUAACCAACUUCAGAGAUUGAUGAAAAGCAGAGGCAAGUAAAAAAAGACGGAACAGAUGGAAUGAAAUAACUGCAGAAGAAAAAAGCUGCCAGUUAAUCCUGAACGGUUGAGACUGACUUACUUUUGCUGUAUUUUAGUGAUUUAUGAAGGGUUUCUUGAAGGUUACAAACUGAGGACAAUUGUGUGUAAACUGUUUCUUUUCCUAUUCUCUCCCCAGCCAAUUGUAAGGCAAUAAGGCACAAACCGCAACAAUGAUUUAACACGUAACAAAAUUACUGUUUAAUGGAAUUGGCUGGUUGCCAGCGUUGACCCGUGGGAAGCCAAUUUUCAUUCCAGAUUUUGUGUGAGUGUGUGUACAAUAUGUUCAAUUAAUUUUAUAUCCUGAGACAUUUGAUUUUCUUUUUGACAUUUUAUUUCUUUGAGUGGAGGGAGGUGGGAACUAGUGACAACAGGAUGGUGGUGCCUAAUUAAGAGGGAGAGGUUUAAGGGUAACACAUGAUGAAUGGACUGGUCACAUCCACCUGAUAUCCACAACCUGUUCAAUGUUGACCUUAACUUGCAAAUGUAUUGAAAAAAAAAAGAAAAAGAAAAGAAAUAAAUAUUUAAUUUUUUUGGUAAAAACCUACAUCUCACUGUGUGCAAUAAACUUGAAUUACUGAGUGAAUUACUCAGCAAAUGAGAUCAGUGAUGAAGUAAAUCCAUGAUACUAAUUAUUUGUUGCCACUUGUUUGCUGAAGAUGUCUCUGAAUUAUGAAUAAUUGUGGAGCUAGCUCGCAUUUACACCCGGGGUACAUUCAGAGAAUGGGUCCUAGGUGGAAACAAACAGACCAUAUGACAGUGCCACAGCCAAACAAAGACUUUCCUCUCAGCAUGGCUCCCUCCUGGCUGCCUUCUGCCAAACUAUUGUAAUUGUCAUAUUCGCCAGAGGAUGCUGAGGCGUCCGUGGAUGCUUUCAUCUUCAUGAUCUGCUGCUAAAAUGGCCACUCACACAGUGGGAUUCACGUUGACUUGCUUUAAUAGCUGAGUUUCAAAGAAAAUGUCUUUAGUAGGUCUACUGUAUCCACUGAUUGUCUGCUGAGUGCCGACUAUACUGACUAGAGAGCUGAGCUCCAUUAGCCAUCACUUGUUAAACAAAAAGGAAGCUCUUAGAGUUAUUUUACUGAGCUGAAGUGGCAGCAACUUGGAAAAAUACAAAGUAUUGCAGCUUAUUGUCUAAUGUGACUAAUGCUGUGAAAGCUGAGGUUAAAGAGUAAGCACAUUUUCAGGGGAAAAAGCUCCCCCGGUUACUUCAAUCCUAUUUUCCCUGCAAACGGGCCUUUUUUUAUUCAUCUUACUUAAUUUUCAGGGAAAAUGUUAUUCCUCAGUUUCUUUGUGAUGUCCCGCACAUGUGAUCCUAUGAAUGCACCCCCCCCAACUCAAGGGCAACAUGCCCCUCAUAAGUUAUGUAGAUAGGUAUAGGUUUAGUAAUUGACAGUUCUCUGGAGGGACAACUGUGUGCUGUUAAAUAUCCUUUUCUCUUCUCUCUGGGUAAUGACGAUUGAUUAAACAUUGGGAGGGAAAUAUGAAUGUGUGCCACAGAAAAUAACCAUCAUAAAUAGCCCAAUAGUUUUAGUUUUCAGACACACUCAAAACAAUAAGGCUUUCACCUUCACCAAGACAAAAACAUUAAGUUAAAAUACCCUGCAUACACAAACUUGACUUUUACCACAGCAAAUGCAAGCUGAAUAAAUAAAGUGAGAUCAAACAAUAACAGGCAGUGGUCUUUCCCAGCAUGCAUGGCUUUGGACUGCAAGAGGAAAACAGAGAAAAUUGCCUUUGAGGCAACAGUACCCCCAUCAAAUAAAACCACAUCUACAAAAAUACGUUUGAUGCCGGUAAAAUGAUAUUGAUUCAGUUAUUGCCCGAGCUCCUCAGAUAGUUUGUUCCAAAUCACAGAGGCCCUGAUGGAAAAAGCCUAGUUACCCCUUCGUUUAAUUCUAAACGUUGGAUCAGCCAGAGGGGCCCUGCUGGAGGAUCAGAGGCUGCGCACUGGCUCAUAAAAGAGUACAAUGUGUUUAGUAUAGCCAGGGGCCAGACCAAACACGGCUUAAAAGGUAAUCUGUAAAAUGGUUAAGUGAUGAUUUUGCUUUUAGCAAGCUGCUGACAUGGAUACUUUUGAUUUAUUCUACAAUAAAGAGCUACAGUUGUCUAAACAAGGAUAGAAAUGUCCUAAAACAUCGUUUUUCCUAAGGGUUGUAAGUGUUGACCACACACAAAAUCAACAGCUUUAUACAGAUUUCACUAGCUUGCCGGUUUCUUCUUUUGCUUCUAUAGCUGCCACAACUGUGGCAAGUUUCUUUUCUUAGUGUCAUUGAAAUGAAAGGUUUGUGAAAAUGCAAAGACUCUAACCCUCUUUUCCUACAGUCCCUCUUCAAGGUUACUAACAGUGUUUCAUUGUUGUUCAAUCAAAAGGGACACAGAGUGUGAGGGAGCUACAUUCACUCCCUGACCUCUGUUCUUUGUUCUCUUGGUUGGGUGUGCUGCUCUCUUUCACAGUAGGACAUGAGGCGCUCCAACAUGUGUUAGCAUUUGGAUCGUACCAAGUGUGAUUUGCAAGAGUGAUGAAGCCAUGGGUUUUUGCCUUUAUGUUUCAAAUUUUCUUUAGACUUUAUGUAUUUUCUAAGAGUAACUGUGCAGUUAAAACUUAAAUGAAAAAUGUUUUUUAGUCAAGUGCUUUAAAUUGUCAGUUUUUGUCUGACCCUUGUUAAUGUGUAGGAGGUUUUGGCCAUGGGGAAUUUAAAGUUGCUGUGUCCUUCUGCAAAGGUCUGAUGUGUUGGAUGAGGGAACUCCUCUCUCUGCCUUUGUGUUUGUCCUCCGAUCAUUGCUUUGCUCAGUGAAGGAGGCAGAAUGAAAAACCAAGUCUCUAAAUUGUUGCUCUUAUUGUUAGAGCUCCAAUUUUCCCAGAUUUGCUGGCCCAAAAACCAAAUAAAAGGGCUUUCAAAUCCAUUCCCAACAUAAGGGUUUGGUGAUUACUACAGUGAAGCACGUUGGGUAUUGCAGGGAUCAUACGUGUGGCCCUUACGUUUUUAGAUUGUCAAAAAACCUACAAACAUUCCUCCUUUUAAGGUAUUUUGGUUACCACACAAUGUCAGAGAAAUGAAAGUCCUUCACUACACACAUUGAUAUGUAAAAAACUUUGCUAUGAUUAAUAUUUUUUGGAUAUGGUUUUACCUCUAAAAAAAAGGAAAAGUGUUUAAAAUUUGAACUCGAUAUUGGACCAGAUUGUGUGUGGAGAAGUGGACAUGGGAGAAAAAUAUAAUUUUGAACUUAGUGAAUAAUAUGUCUUGUAGCAUAAACAAAAAAUCAUAUGGAACCUCUAACAACCCCUAACAAGGUUGAAAACUGUAUUUUCAUUAGAGGGUUGGAGGAGGUCUUAAAGAUUCUAAAAGUUGUACCUUCACUUAGUUUUUUGUAGUAAAUUUAAAGUGCGUAGACCUGAUUUAAGGUGCUUUCACACUUAGCCUGUUUUGCUCAGUUAAAAAUAACUCUGGUCAGUUUGCUCAGAUACGGUUAAUUUGGGCUGGUGUGAAAGCUGUCAGUCGAACCCUGGUGGAGACCAACAACUGACAACAACUCAGCAGACUCUGGUGCGUUCAUUUGUGGUGUGAUAGAAAACUAAUAAACCACAAGCUUUUAUGACAGCAGACGUGUGAUUUUAGCAUGAUUUCAUAAGCAGAACUACUUAUAAAUCCAUCUGCUGAUUGUGAAGUCUGUUCAGGAAGCGAUCUUAACACUUAACUGUACAUCUGUGUCAUGUACACAACUGCUAUGUAUGGGUAGGUACUGAUGCGACAUAUCUUUGGAGAUUCUUGUGAUU